CUUGAUACCAAACCUGAGUUAAUCUUCAAGUUGGAGCAAGGAAAAGAACCGUGGGUAAUAAAUGCCAAAAUGUCCACCCAGAGCUGUCCAGAAUGCAGUGACCUAUGAUGAUGUGAAUGUUGACUUCACUUGGGAAGAGUGGAGUUUGCUGGAUCCUUCCCAGAAGAAUCUCUACAAAGAUGUGAUGUUGGAGACCUACAGGAACCUCACUAUUAUAGGAUACAGCUGGGAAGACCAUGAUACUGAAGAACAUUGUCAAAGUUCUAGAAGACAUGGAAGGCAUGAAAGAAGUCAAACUGGAGAGAAUCCUUCUGUAUAUACUCAGUGUGAUAAAUUCUUUGCAUAUGAUAGUCAUCUUCAAAGGCAUAAAAGAACACAUACUGGAGAGAAACCUUAUGAAUGUAAUCAGUGUGGCAAAACCUUUGUAUGUCUUAGAAAUCUUCGAAAGCAUAAAGGAACAGAGAGAAAAGAGAAGUCCUAUGAAUGUAAUCAGUGUGGUAAAGCCUUUGCUUAUCACAGUCAGCUUCAAAGGCAUAAAAGAACACAUACUGGAGAGAAACCCUAUGGAUGUAAUCUGUGUGAUAAAACCUUUGCACGUCACGACGAUCUUCAAAUGCAUAAAACAAUACAUACUGGAGAGAAACCCUAUGAAUGCAAUCAAUGUGGUAAAGCUUUUGCACGUCACAGUUAUCUUCAAAUGCAUAAAAGAACACAUAUUGGAGAGAAACCCUAUGAAUGCAAUCAAUGUGGUAAAGCCUUUGUAUGUCUUAGAAAUCUUCGAAAGCAUAAAGGAACAAACACCCGAGAGAAGUCCUAUUUAUGUAAUCAAUGUGGUAAAGCCUUUUCACAGCACAGACAUCUUCAAAUGCAUAAAAGCACACAUACUGGAAAGAACCCCUGUGAAUGUAAUCAAUGUGGUAAAGCCUUUGCUUAUCACUGUCAUCUUCAAAGGCAUAAAAGAACACAUACUGGAGAGAAACCCUAUGGAUGUAAUCUGUGUGGUAAAACCUUUGCAUAUCACAACAAUCUUCAAAUGCAUAAAACAAUACAUACUGGAGAGAAACCCUAUGAAUGCAAUCAAUGUGGUAAAGCUUUUGCACGUCGCAGUUAUCUUCAAAUGCAUAAAAGAACACAUACUGGAGAGAAACCCUAUGAAUGCGAUCAAUGUGGUAAAGGUUUUGCACGUCACAGUUAUCUUCAAAUGCAUAAAAGAACACAUACUGGAGAGAAACCCUAUGCAUGCAAUCAAUGUGGUAAAGCCUUUGCACGUAUCAGUAAUCUUUUAAAGCAUAAAAGAACACAUACUGGAGAGAAACCCUAAUGAAUGUAAUCAGUGUGGUAAAGCUUUUGCAUGUCUUAGUCAUCUUCAAAUGCAUAAAAGCACACAUACUGGAGAGAAACCCUACGAAUGUAAUCUGUGUGGUAAAGCCUUUCUAUGUAUCAGUAAUUCAAAAUCAUGAGAAAAAA
This is a messenger RNA of Peromyscus maniculatus bairdii (prairie deer mouse), 1467 nucleotides long. The record is from RefSeq and is a predicted model, not a curated record. Lineage: Eukaryota; Metazoa; Chordata; Mammalia; Rodentia; Cricetidae.